GUGACGAUCACGCGCUGAUUUUUCUCAACCAACCAUAAAGACAUUGGCACCCUUUAUCUAGUAUUUGGUGCCUGAGCCGGAAUAGUCGGCACAGCCCUUAGCUUAUUAAUCCGGGCGGAACUAGCACAACCCGGAGCCCUUUUAGGAGACGACCAGAUUUAUAAUGUUAUUGUUACUGCACACGCCUUCGUAAUAAUCUUCUUUAUAGUAAUACCAAUUAUGAUUGGUGGCUUCGGAAACUGACUAGUACCACUAAUGCUGGGGGCCCCUGAUAUAGCAUUCCCACGAAUAAAUAAUAUAAGCUUCUGACUACUACCCCCAUCAUUCCUAUUGCUACUCGCCUCAUCAGGUGUUGAAGCAGGGGCUGGGACAGGGUGAACAGUAUAUCCACCCCUUGCAGGAAACCUCGCACAUGCAGGAGCUUCCGUAGAUUUAACUAUUUUCUCCCUACAUCUAGCAGGUGUCUCAUCAAUUCUUGCAUCUAUUAAUUUCAUUACAACUAUUAUUAAUAUGAAACCCCCAGCUAUUUCACAAUAUCAAACACCUUUAUUUGUCUGAUCAGUAAUGAUUACAGCAGUACUCCUACUGCUUUCCCUCCCCGUACUAGCAGCAGGAAUUACCAUGCUAUUAACGGACCGAAAUCUAAAUACUACAUUCUUUGACCCUGCCGGGGGAGGGGACCCAAUCCUCUACCAGCAUCUCUUCUGAUUCUUCGGACACCCAGAAGUAUAUAUUCUAAUUCUACCAGGUUUCGGAAUAAUUUCCCAUAUUGUAGCCUACUACUCGGGCAAAAAAGAACCAUUCGGCUAUAUAGGAAUGGUUUGAGCCAUGAUAGCAAUCGGCCUUCUAGGGUUCAUUGUCUGAGCCCAUCACAUAUUCACAGUAGGAAUAGAUGUAGACACCCGAGCAUACUUUACGUCUGCAACAAUAAUCAUUGCAAUUCCAACAGGUGUAAAAGUAUUUAGCUGAUUAGCCACACUACAUGGGGGAUCUAUUAAAUGAGAAACUCCAAUACUUUGAGCCCUAGGAUUCAUCUUCCUAUUCACCGUAGGUGGACUUACCGGAAUCAUAUUAGCCAACUCGUCCCUAGAUAUCAUAUUACAUGAUACCUACUACGUAGUUGCCCACUUCCACUACGUACUAUCAAUAGGAGCUGUCUUUGCCAUUAUAGGAGCCUUUGUACACUGAUUCCCCCUGUUUACAGGAUACACAAUACAUGAUACAUGAACAAAAAUCCACUUCGGAACAAUAUUUGUAGGAGUAAACUUAACAUUCUUCCCACAACACUUCCUAGGCCUAGCCGGAAUACCACGCCGAUACUCAGACUACCCCGAUGCCUAUUCACUAUGAAACAUCAUUUCCUCUAUUGGAUCAAUGGUAUCUAUAGUAGCAGUUGUAAUAUUCCUAUUUAUUCUAUGAGAAGCAUUUGCCGCAAAACGAGAAGUUCUAUCUGUUGAACUAACUGCCACAAACGCAGAGUGACUCCACGGAUGUCCACCACCAUACCACACAUUUGAAGAACCUGCUUUUGUACAAGUACAAACUAACUAA
Clarias gariepinus (North African catfish) is the source of this 1551-nucleotide messenger RNA. Lineage: Eukaryota; Metazoa; Chordata; Actinopteri; Siluriformes; Clariidae. The record is from the annotation of a RefSeq genome assembly.